Entrophospora sp. SA101 is the source of this 1380-nucleotide messenger RNA. Lineage: Eukaryota; Fungi; Glomeromycota; Glomeromycetes; Entrophosporales; Entrophosporaceae. The record is from the annotation of a GenBank genome assembly.
AUGAGUGAAACGAGUAGUGUUAGCCUUGAAAAAAUCUAUAAAGCUUACGAAGACAUAGAUGCAGCAGGAAAUGAUGAAGAAUCGCUUGCCAAAGUUAAAGGGUCGUAUGAAGCUUUAAUUGCUGCAGCACAUGCUGAAAGUAACUGCAAACGACUAGCAGCACAAUUCAUUCCACGUUUUUUUGGAAAGUUUCCAGACUUUCAUGAGACUGCAAUAGACGCUUUAUUUGAUCUAUGUGAGGAUCAAGAUUUGAAUGUUCGAUUGACUGUUAUAAAACAUUUGCCUAAUGUGGUAAAAGAAUCAAAGAAGUAUUCAUUAAGAAUAACUGACGCACUUGUACAAUUACUUCAAAAUGGCAGCUCACAAGAAUUAUUAGUGGUUAAAAAGGCUAUUGAACAAGUUAUUCGUAUAGAUCCACAAGCAUCAUUGCGAUUUAUAAUUCAACAAGCAAUUGUUGGUUCAACAGAAGUUAAAAAACAUACAAUUAAUUUUUUAUCAGUAGAUUUAAACAAAUUCAAAAAUGAAUUAUUUGAUCAACAUAAAGAUUUGGAACAAUUUUUUGCAGAUGAAAUACAAAAAGUUCUUCAUGAAGCUGAAUUCUUUGAAUUGGAAAUCUUUAUUAGCAUGUUAUCUUCUUUAAAGGUUUAUGAAAAUAACAAAAGUAAAUUGCAAGAUCUAUCAAAAUCAUUGAUAAAUGCAAUUGUAACUGAGAAAGAAACAUUUGAUCCUAAUGAUGAAAAUUUUUUUCAAAAAUUUGUAUUAUGUGGGAAAACUAUCCUUAAACUUUUUGAGAAUGGUGUAUCCGGAACAGAAUUUUUAUCAUUAUUGAUAAAGAUUUUACCUUAUCAAACAUAUUCAAAACUAAAUGAGAAACAACAAAUAACUGUUUUGCACUAUUUAGCUGAAUGUGCAAGUACAAGUCUUGAUGAUGAAAUCAUGAAAGCAGCUGCCCCACUGAUUAAAGAUCUAUUUAUUAAUGAGAUACCAGCUCCACCCAAAGAGGCAAUGGCAGAAGAUCCAAAAUUAAACUUAUCUAAAGCUGAAUCUAUUGUAUACUCUUUAUAUGUUUUUGCUUCAAAGAUUCCUGAUGUUGCUGAAGGUGAACAAAUUAAUUCGCGAUCCAUCGAGUCAGAUGUGACAACAUUGCCAACAAGAAAUAAAAUACAAAAAACAUCUCGAGAUAAACCUAAUAUACAGCCUCAAAAUUCCAAAACAUCACACAUUAUCCGUCAACCUAAUAAAAUGAGUCCUAAACAUGGUGGAUCAAGUGGUAAUAUGAGGAACAGUGGUGGUAGUGGUAGUGCAAGGCCUCUUAAGAUUGAUCGAAAUAGUAAUAAAGAAAGGCAUAUAUAUGUUCCUCCACCACGUAGAGGCACAUAA